Molecule: messenger RNA, 618 nt
Organism: Paramecium octaurelia
Lineage: Eukaryota; Ciliophora; Oligohymenophorea; Peniculida; Parameciidae
Source: the annotation of a GenBank genome assembly
AUGCAUUAAGAAACUUUUAUCAGAAUUAAUUAGUUAUUAAAUAGUAGCUUUGCCAGUCAUGUUGAAAUCACCUUAGAUUGUUAAGAAUAUUCAAGAAUCAAAAAGUCUGGAUUGUCAUUUGAAUAAAUCUUCUUUGAACUAUUUUCUGAAUUUAAUCAAAGCUCUUUGUUUAUUCAUUUUCUAAUUCCUUAUAAUAUGCAUAAGUAAAAUAAAUAGAAGCUUUAUGUUGAGAAUGUUGCUAUAUUAAUAUAAAUUGUGAUCAUAGUUGCACUUUACAAAGUUUAUGAAAAAUCAUUCACUCUUGGAUACUUUUAUUUAAGAGCUGUAAUUUUUCUUGGAGUAAAUUUGCCCUUCUUUACAAAACUUAGCAAUAAUCAUUAACAUUUUGUUGAGUAAUUUUACAAUCUAAAUAUUAUAUAGUUAUGUUUGCAAGACUACCAUAAAUAUGGUCAAAUUUAAAAAUAAAGACAUUGGAUAACUUCUCUUUGUAACUGUAUUUUUAUAAUCUACAGGAGCAGCUGCAAGAUGUUUCACUAUUCUAGUCAGUUCAACAGAUGGAAUGUUGAUUGUCAAUUAUUUUAUCUAUUGAUUAAAUUUAGCUCCUCAAUGUCAGUGUGA